AACUGCCAAUCUGCGGCUGCGGAUUGCACAGAGGAAAAAUUUAUAAGAUCGAGAAUAUGUUGAUUCUUUGAUUAAUGUUAAAAAUCUGGAAUCUAGAAUUCAUAUAGUUUAUCAAUAACUAUAAGUAGAAAAAAAAUUACUUGGCAUAAUGCCGCCAAAAAAACCCGCUGCUCCGAGCAAGAAGGUCGAGCAAAAGAAAAAAGAAAAAGUUAUCGAGGAUAAAACUUUUGGCAUUAAAAAUAAGAAAGGAGCGAAACAACAGAAAUUUAUACAACAAGUAGAAAAACAAGUAAAAUCUGGUGGUCUUAAUCCUCGAAAUGUUGAUGAUCUAAAUGCCAAGAAGUUGGAGAAGGAAAAAAAAUUAAAGGAACAGAAGGAGUUAGCCUUGUUAUUUAAACCAGUUCAAUCUCAAAAGGUUGAAAAAGGGAUCGAUCCAAAAUCUGUGGUAUGUGCAUUUUUCAAGCAGGGACAAUGUACGAAAGGAGACAAGUGCAAAUUUUCUCACGACUUGACGUUGGAAAGAAAGGCAGAGAAGCGUUCGCUCUAUUGCGAUAUGCGAGAUGAAGAUAAAGAAACUGAUACUAUGGAUAAUUGGGAUGAAGAUAAAUUAAAGGAGGUUGUAGAAAAGAAGCACGGUGGAGGAAAUCGACCCACGACCGACAUUAUUUGUAAACAUUUCUUGGAAGCUGUUGAGAAGUCGAAAUACGGUUGGUUUUGGGAGUGUCCUGUGGGUCAGAAAUGUAUUUACAGACACGCGUUGCCUCCUGGAUUUGUUCUUAAAAAGAACAAAAAGAAGGAGGACAAAAAAGAUGAGAUUUCGUUAGAGGACCUGAUAGAAAGAGAGAGAGCCAAUUUAGGUCCAAAUCAGACGAGAAUAACAUUAGAGAGUUUCCUGGCAUGGAAGAAGCGAAAACUAAAGGAAAAGAAAGAUCAAGCAAUCAAAGACGAGGAAAAGAAACGAAGCGAUUACAAAGCUGGUCGUCAAGUUGGUAUUUCCGGAAGGGAAAUGUUCUACUUUAAUCCAGAUCUCGCAAUGGGAGAUGGAAUGGAGGAAGGAGAUGAGGCAUUUGACAGUUAUGCUCUCGAUGAAGAUGAAAAUUCUGAUGGUUUGGAAUACAAGGAAUUGGACUUUGAUAAGCUCACGUUUGAAGCUAGUGAAAUUGAUACCGCUGGUAUUACCAUUGCAAAGGAAGAUCGAUUAAAGAGUGAGAACGUGCCAGAAAUAAAUGAAGAAUCUGUGACAGUUGUUGGAGAAGGUGCUGCAGCUUUAGCAAUUAAUGAGAACCUCUUCACCGAGGAAGACUUGGAAGGUUUGGAGGAAGAAUUGGGGGACCUGGACUUUGAGGAGUGAUCCAGAUGUCCCUUUUUAACUCUCCUCAAUUCCCGUCCCUUCUUUUUUUUCUUUUUUGAAAGUCUCUGCAACCUUCAGAAUAAUUCAAUUUUUUUGUUAUGAAUGAAAUUGUAAUUCUUCAAUCCACUGCGAUUAUGUAAAUUACGCUCAAUAUAAAUAUAUAUCUUUAAUAACUUAUUAUUAUCAACAUCAGGAAAAAAAAUGGGAUAAUGAAAAAAGGGGGAAUAUGUUAUUAAUGGAUUUACAAUAAAUCAUAUUGAUUUAAAA
Messenger RNA from Leptopilina heterotoma, 1618 nucleotides. Its product is annotated as zinc finger CCCH domain-containing protein 15 homolog. The record is from RefSeq and is a predicted model, not a curated record. Gene Ontology annotation, cellular component: cytosol. The transcript is spliced from 7 exons. Gene Ontology annotation, molecular function: mRNA binding; metal ion binding. The coding region runs from base 149 to 1351 and encodes 400 amino acids. Lineage: Eukaryota; Metazoa; Arthropoda; Insecta; Hymenoptera; Figitidae. Gene Ontology annotation, biological process: cytoplasmic translation.